AUGUGCCUUUCAUCAUUAACAACUUCACCCUGUUCGGCGUCAUCUACUGAUUCAUCAUCAUUAUCCGGAGCAGCAUCGAAAAGAAACGAUAUGAUGGAAAAUAAUUUGCAAGAGGAUUUCUCUUCAGAGGAUAUGCUUGUAGCUAAAAAUUCUAUGCCUGAAGAUGAUCCAAAUGGUAAUACCUUACAUGAUGCUAGAGAAAUUCGUUGGGGACCUCAACAUGCUGGUGCGAAAUUACUUGCUAGCCAAUAUACAAAAGAAAAACGUUUUCAAGAAAUCAUCUCCAUUAUUCUAUGCAUUAUAUUUAUGAUCUAUAAUUUUUUCUUUAUCUGUCGUUAUUUUGAUGUGAGAAAUUGCUAUCUUAUCAUUCCUUCGGCUUUACUAGGUAUUCUAACAGCAGACCUAGCUUCAGGCAUUGUUCAUUGGUGUGCUGAUACAUGGGGCUCAGUUGAUAUGCCAUUUAUCGGCCGAAAUUUUCUACGUCCAUUUCGAGAACAUCAUAUUGAUCCAACAUCAAUAACACGCCACGAUUUUGUCGAAACUAAUGGCGACAAUUUUGCAGUUACCGUUCCCUAUCUUUUAUAUAUGGCCUACAAAUUUACAUAUUGGAAUGAUACCGAUCUACGAAAAAUAUACAAUUUUGAAGUUUACAUGUUUCUUCUAGCAAUAUUUGUCUCAAUGACCAAUCAAUUUCACAAAUGGUCACACACUUAUUUUGGCUUGCCUAGUUAUAUAGUUUUUCUACAACGUUAUCAUGUCAUACUACCUCGUAAACAUCAUCGACUACAUCACGUCGUACCUCAUGAUACUUAUUUUUGCAUUACAACCGGCUGGUUGAAUUGGCCACUUGAGAUGAUUAAAUUUUGGCCAUGGCUUGAAUCCAUCGUAGAAACAUAUACAGGAGCAAAACCCCGCUCAGAUGAUUUCGCUUGGGCACAAAAGACCGAAAAAGUUCAUUGCUAUUAG
Rotaria socialis is the source of this 966-nucleotide messenger RNA. Lineage: Eukaryota; Metazoa; Rotifera; Eurotatoria; Philodinida; Philodinidae. The record is from the annotation of a GenBank genome assembly.